ACACCUGCGUGGACCUCCUCCCGCGCCGGAGCUCUCAUAAGUGUAUUUGCUCGAAACUGGGAAAGUCGCCCAGACUUUGCCUGCGGGUUGAACUCCACCUGGGAAAAGCGGGCUGCGACUAUCCAGUGACAGCUAUGCGGUAAAAAUGAGGCUGGACCGCGGACCUCGUCGGCGCGGAGAGGCUGUCCAGACUUUGGGCUGUUUUAAAUGUGCUUUUCCCCGAGUUCGCCGGAGCUCUUUGUCUUAGCUAGCGAGUCGUUAGCCGCUUCCGGAAGACAACCUUCACACACAGAAAGUCAAGAUGAAGACGGGGAGAUAACAUUGUUGUGUGUGGAUUAUUUUACCGUUGGGGCAGACCUGGCUUCGGACAUGCACACAUAGACUUCUGAGGUUUGCCAGUCAGAGUUGUUGAGGAGAUAAAAGGACGCUGAUCUCUUCCUGACAGAAGUUUGGACAGACAAUGGAAACCAAAGUUGCCAGCAACGGCAGCGCUGCCAGUCUGUCGUGGGCUCGCGUCUGUAAAGAGUGUGGCCAGCAACACGAGGGCCAGGACACCCACCUGUACGAGUACCAGGAUGAGGUGGACGACGAACUGGUUUGCCACAUCUGCCUACAGCCCCUGCACAGACCCAUGGACACUCCGUGUGGCCACACAUACUGCUUUCAUUGCCUCAGUAGCUUCCUGAAGGAGCAGGACUUCUGCCCUGUGGACCGCCAGCGGCUGCAGCUGCACCAGUGCCGUCCCUCCAGCCUGCUGGUGAGGAACCUGCUGGACAAGCUGACUGUCAUGUGCCCCCACUACGCCGAGUGCCAGCAGAAGAUGCAGCGCUGCGAGCUGCAGCCUCACCUGCACAACAGGGCCAAUGAGACGUUUAUAACUCUGGCGGUCAGACGUGACGCCGUCCAUUGUAAGAGGUGUCCUGUUUUUAAACGGCUGAGGGAGGAAGCAGAGAAAAGGAAGAGGCCCUCGUGGAAUGAAUUAAAGGGACGUAAGGGGGACGGGGAGUCAUCUGGAGAUGCGAAACACUCGGCUACGUCCAAAAACUCCUCCCGGGAUCAGCCGGAACCCGGCCUGAUUAAUCCUGCUUAUGAGGAGAGUGAGGAUGGUACGGACCUGGUGGCUGAGGCCAAUGUGGUGGAGCUGUUCAGAGACGAACCCGAGGAGGAGCUGGGCCUUCGCAUCGUUGGGGGGAAAGACACACCGCUGGGAAACAUUGUGAUCCAGGAGAUUGUCCGUGACUCAAUGGCAGCUCGCGACGGCAGACUGGCCGCAGGGGACCACAUCUUAGAGGUGAAUGAUGUCAGCUUGGCUUCGGUUCCUCACGCCCGUGCCAUCGCCGCGCUGCGGCAGCCCGCCCUCAUCAGGCUCACCGUCAUGCAGGAGAAAGGGUUCAAAUUAAGGGACCAGCGGUCCGACCACCACCCGUCCUCCUCCACUGCCUGUCAGCCCUCUCCCAGUCCCCAUGGCAACGCUACCUCCAGUCACAACCCAGGCACGGUCCUGCAGGUGACGCUGAUGAAGAGUUAUCGCACAGAGCCGCUGGGCAUCAAACUCAUCCGCAAGUCCGACGAGAGUGGGGUCUUUAUCCUGGACCUGCUGUCCGGUGGUUUGGCAGCCAAAGAUGGCAAACUGAGGAAUAAUGACAAGGUGUUGGCCAUCAACGGGCAUGACCUGAGACACGGUACACCGGAGAGCGCCGCCCAGAUAAUACAGGCCAGCGAGGUGCGUGUGAACUUUGUGGUGAUGAGACCUGCUGAGACUCAGGAGGAAGGAGGAAGCAGCAGAGCAGCCAGGAGGGCCCCUGAGCCGCAGUACUUCAGACGUAGGUCCACCUACAUGAAGGACCCACCGGGUGGCUUUUCCAGCCAGGAGAAGACUGUGAGCCUGAAAAAAGAGCCUCGCCUCUCUCUGGGCAUCACCAUUGCGGGAGGGAGGGAUUGUCGCAGCCGCCUGCCCGUUUACAUCACCAGCGUGCAGCCGGUUGGCUGUCUGCACCGGGAUGGCACCAUCCAAAGAGGCGACGUUCUGCUGAGCAUCAACGGCGUGGACCUGACCCAGCUGACCUACAACGAGGCGGUGUCGGCGCUGAAGGCGCAGACGGCCCAGCCCCAGGUGCUGCUGCGGGUCAUCCAGACCGCCUCCGAGGACCCGGAGGAGGACGCCGACGCCGGGGGCAAGGACCAGCCGGAGCCCGCCGAGGACCCGCGGGACGACGCCCUCAACUGGACGCCGCUGUGGACCCGCUGGCUGGGCUUACCCAGCCACAUGCACUGGUGCCGCGACAUCGUCCUGCAGAAGACCAACAGCGAGAGCUGGGGCUUCAGCAUCGUCGGCGGCUACGAGGAGAGCCACGGGCAGCAGCCCUUCUUCAUCAAAACCAUCGUGCCGGGGACGCCGGCGCACUUCGACGGACGCCUCAAGUGCGGGGAUGAAAUAGUGGCGGUGAACGGAGCCACGACGGUGGGGAUGAACAACUCCUCCCUCAUCCCCAUGCUCAAGCUGCAGAAGAACAAAGUCACCCUGACGGUGGUGUCCUGGCCCGGCAGCCUGGUGUAGCACCACGGCUUCCCUUCAACCACACACGCACACACACACACACGUAGCCUGGUUUCGUCACUUUCGUUGUGAGUUUUUGAUCAGUCACGCAGAGCGUUUUCGGGUUAAAAUAGGGAAUGCACACCAGAUGGACGGCAUCGGGGCCUGGAGGCCUGACGGCUCCGCUGGCUGUAAUAUCAGGGUGCAGAAAUGACAAUCAGUGAAUAAUUACAAACUGGAAGGAUAGUUAUUUUCUUCUUGAUUCUGUGUGUAGUUACGUAUAUCUAGCCGUUCUAUAUACUGUCAGUCACAUUUGAUUCAGGUGAUUCACAUUUACGGUGUACAUAGAUGGAAUGGGAGUCGUCGGUUCAGAUGAGGAAUAAUUGAUGACUGCAUAACAAAAUGGCUGCUGACCAAUGUCAACCCACUGAACCACGGUGGUGGUUUAUUCAGUCUGAAAUUAAUGCACUUUCAAAACAUUCAACACAGUGAUGACGCUUCCAUGUCUGUUUCACUCUAACAGACAGGAAUUAGACUAAAAGGCAAAGAACUGAUCACUUUUCGGUGUCCUAACGGUCAGAACAGUCGGUGCUGAUGUGGCCUUGUCAUAAAGGAAACACAAACAUCUUUUUACCAUCCGAUCUGAAGGAAACGGCCUCCAGCUUUUUUAACUGAACUGUCAGAUGUUCAUAUAUUUACACUUUCAGCAACAGGAAGUAAAGUUUGACCAUGUCCAAACUCUGAAUUGCUCCAAAUUUACUAAAUUUUUCACCAUGAAUGUUUGAUCUUAGCUGAACAUGCUGGUAAUCCCUGAGUGAGGCAUUUAGCUUUUUUUUUUAUUUUCUUAUUUUUUUGUAUUCAAAUAUUCGUGUCCCUGUGUCAGUGCUCUGUAUUUAUUUUCCCAUAAUCAAACGACUCAUUCUGAAGUGGGUGCCUUGUAGAUACUGAAGGAGAAAUCAGAAUGUACAAUUGCCUUAAACUGUCUCUGUACCAAAAUGUGUUUUAUCUCAUGCUGUUUAUAGGAAACAAAGGAGAGCGGCCUCAUUUGUGUAGAAAAUCACUUAAAUUCCCUGUGGCCUUGCUUGUAUCUUAGUGGAUGCAAGACUCAUUGGAACAACCCAGAAUGGCUGUGAAAUGUACAGCAAGUAAUGUGUAAAUUAGGCCAUCUGCUGUUUCAUGAUUUUCAAUAAAAUCACAUCAAAUCAU
This is a messenger RNA of Menidia menidia (Atlantic silverside), 3742 nucleotides long. NCBI's taxonomy places the organism in Eukaryota, Metazoa, Chordata, Actinopteri, Atheriniformes, Atherinopsidae. The record is from the annotation of a GenBank genome assembly.